UGAUGAUGCGUCGCGACUCGUGCCCCCUGGACUGCAAGGUCUACGUGGGCGACCUGGGAACCAACGGGAACAAGACGGAGCUGGAGCGCUCCUUCAGCUACUACGGACCGCUGCGCAAUGUGUGGGUGGCGCGAAACCCGCCCGGCUUCGCCUUCAUAGAGUUCGAGGACUCGCGGGACGCCGCGGACGCGGUCCGGGAGAUGGACGGCAGGACGCUGUGUGGGGUCCGCGUGCGAGUGGAGCUCUCUUCGGGGGAGCGGAGGAAGCGUUUCCGUGGGGGUCCCCCGCCCUGGAUCAGACGGCCUCGGCACGAGGAUUAUCGCAGGCGCUCACCGCCACGCAGGCGUUACUCCAGGUCGCGCUCCAGAGAGAACAGACGAUGGGAACGAUCGGUCUCGCGGAGCAGGGAAAGGCGAGAUGUGUCCAGGUCAUUAACCAAAUCACACAGCCGAUCCAGAUCUAUUGAAAAGAAGUAGGUUACAAUGGAAGUUUGCCCCUAUGACUGCCCUCCACCAGCACAGGGAGUCCACAGGUCAUUAUGGCUGUUGUGAUCAAGUGACAAUUAACAAGCAGU
Messenger RNA from Callorhinchus milii (elephant shark), 574 nucleotides. Its product is annotated as serine/arginine-rich splicing factor 3. Gene Ontology annotation, cellular component: nuclear speck. Gene Ontology annotation, biological process: mRNA splicing, via spliceosome. The record is from RefSeq and is a predicted model, not a curated record. The transcript is spliced from 4 exons. Bases 3 to 476 code for a protein of 157 amino acids. Gene Ontology annotation, molecular function: RNA binding. Lineage: Eukaryota; Metazoa; Chordata; Chondrichthyes; Chimaeriformes; Callorhinchidae.